Messenger RNA from Ostertagia ostertagi, 1335 nucleotides. The record is from the annotation of a GenBank genome assembly. NCBI's taxonomy places the organism in Eukaryota, Metazoa, Nematoda, Chromadorea, Rhabditida, Trichostrongylidae.
AUGUUUGGGAAUCGGGGCACGUCGGCUAAGUUUUUCUGGCGUUUGCCAAAUGGGGUCAUGUCGAAUCGUGACAACGCUUUAGUCGUUAAGAAGAAGUCGACAUCGACUUUCUUACUAAUUAUUAAGAAGAGAUGGGUGGUGGGGAAUUUUUUUUCGGCGGACGUGCCAGCUGUUGGUGCAGUGGUUGCAGUGGAUUGGGAGUGCUUCACCGGCAUGUUUUAUACCACAGGAUGUGUUAUCCAUUGUGGUAUACCACUAGAGAACCCAGCAGUUUUCAACAAUUUGAUUGGGGUGGUUGAAGACAAAGGAAAAGGUACUGCAAAAAGGUUAUAUCGGUGGUUUCCCCAGCACUCUCAUAGGUACAUCGAAUGCGGCCGAUCGCGAAAUGCAGUAGGAAAGCUAAAAGCUACUGUAACGUUUGUCGGAGAGCCUGAUGGAUACCGGUGGACGCUUUGCACAGUUGAUGAGUAUCAUAAGACUGGUAGUGAAGAGGCUCCUGACCAACCUUUACCGUACAGAGGUGUUGUUGGAGCUAUUAAGAAGGGAUAUACUAACGCAGUCAAUUUUAUAACAUCUCGUCACUUCCCUAAAGAUGUGCGCUUUUUCACGGGAACAAAUGUGAAUCCGGAGCUUCUCGAUGCUUUACUUGGCUGUGAAGUAUACUUUGAUGCUUGCAAAGAUCAAAGAAUUGAACAAUCGUCGUGUGUUGUUGGGCCAGUCAUUCCGAUAACUACAUAUAACUUGAACACGUCCCGAGACGGUAAUUUCUUCAAGUUGGAUGUAAUUGUCGAGCAUAUUGGUUGUACGGAUGAACACGGGAAUAAUAUCGUAUGGAGUGAUAGGUUGGAAUUCGUGGUCGACUCGGACGGCCGCUUUGGAGACCUCGCGUAUGGCCUUUAUCGUGUCAACGCUGUACGACAUUAUAAGCAGUACGAAUUCACAAAAUGGAGAGUUAUGAAAGUACGCCAGCUCAUUAAACCGUUCGAAGAAGGUGGUAUACGCGCUGGUCGUUCCGUGCGUGAAUCUCCAUCUUCGACGAAACAAUGCGUAAAACAGAGGGAAGCAGAUGGCGAUGGGGUCCGUAACCACACUGCUGCGAACGGACCCACUAAGAAGUUUGAUAUUUCUCCAAAAACAUGCGAUAAUCUGCAGGACUCUGUAGCGGUGAAUGUGUCAGAGGGAAAAGCUUGUUCUGUAGGUAAGCCACUUGCUUCCUCGACGCAUUACCGAGAAGAAGUGCUCACUCGUGAAAAAGAAAAUUCGGAGGAUGCUGGGUUAUGGGCAAAACACAUCGCCUUGCAAUUAGGCCUCUUCCUUCCUUCUUCCUUGAAAUGA